This is a messenger RNA of Papilio xuthus (Asian swallowtail), 2432 nucleotides long. It is a transcript of the gene Xe7, whose product is annotated as A-kinase anchor protein 17A. The transcript has 8 exons. NCBI's taxonomy places the organism in Eukaryota, Metazoa, Arthropoda, Insecta, Lepidoptera, Papilionidae. Bases 110 to 2224 code for a protein of 704 amino acids. The record is from RefSeq and is a predicted model, not a curated record.
UUCGUAACUUACAAUUAUAAUGUUAUUUUUAUUCUUAACUUUUGUAUUUAAGCGUAAUAAUUUUAUUUUUUCAAGUUUGUAGAUUAAAUUAACUUUUAAUUUUUUUACAAUGAGUAUUCAAGUAUGUAGGGACGCUUCAGACGCUGUGGUUUUAUAUCUACCACAGCGUUUGUAUCUUAAAUCUUUCGCAAAGCUUAAUAUUUCUGUUCAGCUUCCUUCACACAAGGUUUACGGAAAAUCGAUAUCGAAUUGGGAGUUGAUGGAGAAAAUACGCAAAAUGAUCCAACCUGACGCGUUUUCCAUGUUGAAAGUGAUAAAGCAUAGUUCGGAAGUGAUAAGGUUCGACGCAGAGUUAGAAAGUUCCGAGAAGUUGGGCAGGGUGCUGUCUCGUCUGGACAAUCGCAUUAUCCAGUUGAAUGAUUACCCAGAACAGUUAAAAGUUAAAGUGUCUGAAGCAAAGUCUGAGUUUCCAAGUCGACAUGCUUGGGAUUCAUUCUUCCGAGACGCUACUGACAUGGACGAGAUGAAGCCAGGCGAGCGACCUGACACGGUACACAUUGCUAAUUUACCAAUCAGUUGGUUUAUCCAUGAAAAAGACAGUUACAGUGAUGGAGUUCCAUCUGAGAGUUUGUUUAAAAAAGUGUUUGAAAAAUUUGGUGCCUUAAGACAAGUUGAUGUUCCUGCCUCCGAUCCAUUUAGAAUGCAAAUGAAAGAAGCGAUGAGAGGUAUAACCAUACCUGCAAUGGAAUCAUCAGUAUACUUUGAAGGUUACUUACAGUUUAGUGAAUAUGUUGGCUUUGUACGUUGUAUGGAUGCAUUGAGAGGUCGGAAACUGUUACAUAAGAAGGAUGAUAUAUCUGAAUGGUGUAGCAUAAGGGUGGACUUCGAUAGAACUAAGCACAUGACUGAUGCAGCUGUAAAACGGAGAGCUAUAGUCAGAGAGAGACUCAUCGCUCGCCAAAGAGCUAAGGAAGAGGAAGAGAGAAUAGAGAAAGACAAGAUUGCCAAAAGGGAAGCAAAAGAAAGACAAAAACUUGAGAAGAAUGAAAGGGAAAAAAUGGAAAAGAUGCGGGAAAGAGAAGAGAGAAGAAAAAAGAAAAGGCUAGCUAAACUGAUAGAGAGGGACAAAGUAGAUGUUAACAAGAAGGUUGCAGAAGAGCAGAAGAAACUGCUGCAAGCACAGAAGAGAUUGCAAGCUAUAAGACUUAUUGAGGAAUUGUUCAAAAGAAUUGAGUUACGUCCAGAGUUGCAGCGCAGUGGCAUGCAUGAGAGAUACUAUGGUAGUGAGGAGCAGGUGACACGGUCCCGUGUUGUGGACAGAUUCAAACGGGUGCAGGAACAACAGUUGGAGAAACAGAGGGAACUGGUCAAGCAAGCACAGGAUGGUCGCAUAGUGAUACGUUCAGCAUUAGAAACGAAGAAACCGAGACAGGUCUCCCCUAUCAGCUCACUGUCCUCAGAAGAUGAGAGUACUAAAAAGAGAAUCAAGAAAGAGAAACUAUCCACUCCGGAUAGAGAGUUUGAAUAUAAACCACCAGUAGCCGGGAUGUACCCGUACGGCUUCCCGUAUGCGUACGCCUGCGCGCCGCCGCCCGGAUAUCCCUUCCCUCAAACAUCAAUGUAUUACCCUGUGAGGGGGUACAUGCCGCGGGGGAGGGGGCGCGGGCGCGGGCGGGGCGGGGCGCGGCCUCGUAUGCCAUACUUUGAUGGUCCAGAUGCCAGCCACCAGUAUUACCAAUAUUUCAAGAAAUUAACAGCACAAGAGGGCCGCAACAAUCAUUGCGAUCGCACGCACGUUCGUCGCUCGUACAGCCGCUCGCAUUCGCGCUCGCGGUCACGCUCGCGCACGCGUUCGCGACAUCGCUCGUACAGCCGCUCUCGAUCCAGAAGUAGACGAUCUAGAAGUAGAAGAUCGAGAAGUAGAAGAUCAAGAAGUAGAAGUAGACGCUCGAAUACCAGAAGGAGAUCCAAGUCCAGUCAUAGCCGAUCUAGGUCUCGUAAGCGAUCCAGAUCACGCAGUCGACGGACAAGGACCAAGUCUAGGACCAGAUCGAAGACCAGACCGUUGACCACGCCCAAACUAGACGAACAGACAGACGGACAAGGAGAUAAGCAGUUGAACACGCCAAAGCGGCGGUCUAAAAGCUGGUCUUUGCCUAAAGAGGGGGAACCUCACAGGUCCUGGUCUACAAGUCCAAAGAAUGGGGAGGGACGUAAGAGUUAGUGUUAUUAUAUUUAAUUUGAUUAUAAAUUUGAAGAAAUAAAGUAUGAAGAAGUGAACAAUUGCAAUUUUUAGUUUGAAAAUUAAUUAACAAUAAACUUUGUCGCCUUUCAAAAUGUUGAAUCUUCGGAUAUGCAGAAUAUCAACUCUAUAAACAAAUAUGUUAAGCUAUUAGUAUGUAAAAAAUUAAUUUGUGAGUAAUAUAAGUCUA